AUGGCGGCUGCAAAGGCAAAGCUCGCUGAGCUAAGAGCUCUUCGAGCUUCGGGCAAGUCGCGUUUGUCUUCCUACAAUGUUCAAGAGGAAGAAGACCUCUAUGACGAAGUGGACGAAGAUUCCUAUAAGAAAAUUGUUCGAGGUCGAAUGGAUGAAGAUGACUUUGUGAUCGAUGACAAUGGUGAAGGCUAUGCUGACGAUGGUCGGGAAGAGUGGAUGCAUGAGCCUCGCUACGGGAGUCAAAGUGGAAGCGAAGAAGAGCGACCGCUAAAGGGCAAAGCAGCAAAACGAAAGCGCGAGGAAGAUCAAAAGCGGAUUGAGCAAGCGAAUAAUAAUAUCAACAAAUAUUUCAACAACAAACCUGCCCCGGCAGCUCCAAAACCGAAGCCAGUUGUGACCGCCGAAGACAGUGCCUUCAUGGCUGGCCUCCUAGGGGAGGUCGACAUCAAUAUCGCCUCGCGUGCUCCCUUACGGACUGUCAAGACCAAUUCGCGGAGGAAGACUCGUGUUCUCUCUCCACCACUAAGCCACGACAAGCGUUCAUCGCUCCCGAGACCAGACAUAAGCAAGCCCGCAACAAAUAUGCUUCACACCCCUCCCGAAGAAAACGAUUACGACGAAAACUCGUUCGGACAACAAUUAGAUGACGACACUUUACCAUCUAGUGAUCCAUUGCCGUCAUCACCAACAGCCAAUGUUGCUAGUCGUAGAAGCCUGCACCCUGUCAAGGUUGAGGACGUGGAAGAAGAAGACUUGAUGGAAAUCGCGCAAGUAGUUGGUGACCACAAGGUCAAAGCGACCAGCAUCAACAUCUCUGGAGUGAAGCCAGUCCCUAAGGUAUCUAAAGUCCCUUCGUAUCCAACGCCAGCCAAUUCCUCUCCCACUCGACCACCUACUUGCGACAUGGAUGCUUCGUCUUGGAACGACGUGACUGCUAAGCUUAAUGUUAUUAGUAGUCAAGAAGUUACAAGUCACGGUAAAUUAAGUCUUGAGGAUGCUGUGGAGCCGGAUGGCAGCCUUCGCAUAUUUUGGACUGAUUACACAGAUGUCAAUGGUAGUCUGUGUUUGUUCGGCAAGGUCAGAGAUAAGAAGUCUGGAGACUUCGUGUCAGCAUUCAUCAAGAUAGACAAUAUCUUACGCAAGCUAUAUUUUCUACCGCGUACUCACCGCCAUAAACACGGUCGAGAAACGUCGAAAGAAGUGGAAAUGGGUGAUGUUUAUCAAGAAGCAGAUGAAAUCAUGUCCCGGCUCAAGGUGGGCAUGCAUAAGAUCAAACCUUGCUCACGAAAGUACGCCUUUGAAUUACCCGACAUUCCCAAAGAAGGAGAUUAUCUAAAAGCAAUGUAUCCCUACGACAAGCCUUCGCUGCCGGUAGGCUUAACAGGAGAAACAUUUUCGCACGUUUUUGGUACAAGCACUGCGAUAUUCGAGCAGUUUGUGCUUUGGAAGCAAAUAAUGGGUCCAUGCUGGCUGAAGAUUGAAGAAGCCCACUUCUCAUGUCUUAGCAACGCCUCAUGGUGCAAGUUUGAGGCUCAAAUCACGAGUCCCAAGGCAAUUACGACUACUAGUGAAGCCGACAGUCUCGAAGCCCCGCCCCUCAGCUUCAUGAGCUUAGCGUUACGAACAACGUUGAAUGUGAAAGCAAACAAGCAAGAAGUCCUAGUUGCUAGUGCUCGUUUUUAUGAGAAUAUUUCACUAAGUGACACAACACCGCCCGAGAAGCUUCCCUGCAAAAGCUACACUAUCAUGCGGCCCGUUGAGGCGACAUUUCCAGUGGGCUUUGAUUCAAUCACUAAGAAGCAGCGGGGUACUAUCAUGCUCGAGAAGAAUGAGAACAUGCUCCUAGCAAAAUUUCUAGCAUUGCUUGAGCGUGCAGAUCCAGACGUGUUGGUUGGCCACCAGUUGCAAGAUGUCGACUAUCCCAUCCUGUUAUCUCGAUUCCGCGAGAAAAAGACACCAGGUUGGCAUAGAAUCGGCCGCUUGAGACGUAGUGAUUGGCCAAAGAAUUUUGGGAAAGGAAAUACUAGCUUUUUCUCGGAAAGGCAACUAGUAUCAGGUCGCUUGCUUUGCGAUGUCGCCAAUGAAAUGGGCAAAAUGUCUGAGCUCUACUUAGGUGAGGGAGCGCCACGUCGAGAACUGGAUAAUGAUGCGGCCCUGAAGACGUGGGCCACGACUCGAGACGGGCUUAUGGAUUAUGUAAAACAUUGUGAAGCCGACACCUUCUUCGUCGCUGCACUUGCCCUUCGUGUGCAGAUGUUGCCUUUGACGAAAGUCCUCACUAAUUUGGCAGGCAAUUCGUGGGCAAGAACACUGAGUGGAACUCGAGCAGAGCGCAACGAGUACAUUCUACUACAUGAAUUCUACAAGAAUAAAUACAUAUGCCCAGAUAAGGUGUACGGUAAGAGCAAACCACAAGUGGAGGAAGAAGCCGAUGGCGACGAAGGCGUGGACGUCAAGAAGAAAGACAAGUACAAGGGCGGUCUCGUCUUCGAACCAGAGAAAGGCUUGUAUGACAAGUUCAUUUUGGUCAUGGAUUUCAACAGUCUAUAUCCCAGUAUCAUACAGGAGUACAACAUCUGUUUCACAACUAUAGAUAGGUCCGAGAUAAACGAAAACGAAGAGAGGGUUCCGGAUGCCCCAAGUGAUCAAGGUCAAGGAAUUCUACCAAAGCUCAUUUCGACCUUGGUGAGUCGACGAAGAGAGGUCAAAAGUCUUAUGAAGGACAAGAAGGCUUCCUCCGAGCAGAUCGCAACAUGGGACAUCAAACAACUGGCGCUUAAAUUGACUGCAAACUCCAUGUACGGUUGUUUGGGCUACACGCAGUCCAGGUUCUACGCCAGGCCCCUUGCUAUGCUUACAACAGCUAAAGGACGAGAGAUCUUGCGAAGCACAAAGGACCUUGCAGAGAGCACACAGCUACGUGUUAUUUAUGGUGAUACAGACUCUGUCAUGAUCAACACGAAUGCCGAUAAUAUUGAAGAGGCUCUCAAGGUGGGAACUGAUUUCAAACGUUCUGUCAACGAGAGGUACAAGCUGCUUGAAAUAGACAUCGACAAUGUUUUCCGGCGUCUAUUAUUGCAUGCGAAGAAGAAGUAUGCUGCUAUCAACAUGCUGGAAGUUGACGGAAAGUAUAUGGACAAGCUCGAAGUCAAAGGGCUUGACAUGAAAAGGCGAGAAUACUGUGCCCUUUCUAAAGAAGCUUCUUCAAAAUUACUGAACAUGAUCCUUUCUGGAGAAGAAUCCGAAGUUGUCGUUGAACAGGUUCACGAAUACCUACGGACUCUUUCCGAAAGAAUGAGGGAGGAAAAAGUUCCAUCACAAAAAUACAUCAUCUUUACCAAACUGGGCAAAAACCCAAAAGAUUAUCCUAAUCCAGAUUCCAUGCCUCAGGUACAAGUUGCACUCCGUGCUCUCGCUCAUGGAAAGACUGUACGACAAAACGACGUGAUCUCCUACAUCAUGACAGCCGCGACAGAGAAGACACCUUCGAACGAGAACACAGCGAAGCGUGCCUAUGCUCCCGCUGAAGUGAUACACCCUAAAGCCCGACGUCGAAUGGUACCUCCACAAACAGAUUUUCCCCCUAUCGAGCGUCUUUGUGCCCCUAUGCCCGGCACAGAUUCUAUGCAUCUAGCUGAAUGUCUUGGCCUAGACACGCGCAAAUACAGUAUCGCCACCAGCGCAAACCAAUCCCAAGAAAAGGAGAUAUGCCCCUUGGAUAGUCAAAUACCAGAUUCCAUCCGCUUCCAGGAUUGCACCCGCCUUACAUUGAGGUGCCGAUACUGCAAGGAGUCCUUCCAAUUCGAAGGGCUAGCUGCAUCACUUAAGAACCUUACAACGGAAGGUAUCGUUUGUGCCUCAGAGUCCUGCAGACGUCCGUUCACCACAUUGACGGUGGUUGCCCAGCUGGAGCAUGCGAUCCGUGUGCAAGUCUCCAAGUACUAUGAAGGCUGGCUUGUCUGCGACGACACCGCCUGUGGCAAUCGGACGAGACAGAUGAGCGUGUACGGGCACCGGUGUCUUGGUCCUAGAGGCCGAGCUGAAGGUUGCCUGGGAAGGAUGAGGUAUGAGUACUCCGAGAAGGCCAUCUAUAAUCAGCUUCUAUAUCUCAGAGGCUUGUUUGAUGUGGAUGGUGUUGCCGGGAAAGGGGAGCCAAAUCCGCUGAAGGCUGAAGAAAGUGAGAAGGAGAAGGCGAAAGUGCUGAGAGAGAUCAUGAGGGAGAGGUUUGGAACUUGUACGAGGGUUGUGGAAGGGUAUUUGAAGCAGUGUGGACGGGUCUGGGUACAGAUGGAUUCGUUGUUUGGGUAUGCGUUGAAGGGUUGA
Messenger RNA from Bacidia gigantensis, 4323 nucleotides. RefSeq lists its product as uncharacterized. The coding region runs from base 1 to 4323 and encodes 1440 amino acids. The record is from RefSeq and is a predicted model, not a curated record. The transcript has 7 exons. NCBI's taxonomy places the organism in Eukaryota, Fungi, Ascomycota, Lecanoromycetes, Lecanorales, Ramalinaceae. Gene Ontology annotation, biological process: lagging strand elongation; DNA replication; leading strand elongation. Gene Ontology annotation, cellular component: alpha DNA polymerase:primase complex. Gene Ontology annotation, molecular function: single-stranded DNA binding; chromatin binding; DNA replication origin binding.